Molecule: messenger RNA, 2832 nt
Organism: Meleagris gallopavo (turkey)
Lineage: Eukaryota; Metazoa; Chordata; Aves; Galliformes; Phasianidae
Gene: FBXO33
Product: F-box protein 33
Biological process (GO): positive regulation of protein ubiquitination
Molecular function (GO): protein binding
Source: RefSeq, a predicted model, not a curated record
GUGCUGUGCGUGCUCAGCAGCGUCCGCAACAACAGGAACCUCCAGAAGUUAAGUCUCUUUGGGGAUAUAAGCAUUCUGCAGCAACAUGGAAGUAUAUCAAAUACAUACCUCGGCAAGGUUGACCCCGAUGGCAAAAAGAUUAAGCAAAUUCAACAGCUGUUUGAAGAGAUACUAGGCAACAGCAGGCAAUUGAAAUGGCUGUCCUGUGGGUUUAUGCUGCAAAUAGUAACUCCCACAUCAUUGUCGUCCUUAUCAAACCCCAUAGCCAACACCAUGGAACAUCUGAGCUUAUUGGACAACCACAUCCCUGGUAACACCACUCUCAUUACUGCAGUUGAAUUGGAGCGCUUCGUGAAUCUGCGUUCGCUUGCUUUGGAUUUCUGUGAUUUUACGGCUGAAAUGGCAAGAGUCCUGGCUGACAGCAACCAUGUGCCUUUGCAUCGACUGUCUCUCCUGGUCCACAGCGUUUCCAUAAUGCACAAGUCAUUGGACAGUAUGCCAGAAGAUGAGAAUUGGAAGGCGCUGACGCGCAACAGCACUAAUCUUCGGGUCUAUAUCAUGGCUUUUGAUGUAAAGAGCGAUGAUAUGUUAAGGAUUCUUAAGCCCAGUAUUCCCCUAGAGAGGAUUCAUUUCGACAGCUACAUCACUUGUGUUUCUGGAGCUGUUGUUGACCUCAUAUCCAGGCAGUAUGAUAAGUUCCUCACUCAUUUUAUACUAAUGAAUGAUGUGAUAGAUAUGUCUGGCUUCCCAGAUCUUAGUGACAACCGGAACGAAGAUCCACUUGUCUUAUUAGCCUGGAGGUGCACGAGGCUCUCUCUCCUAGCUGUUCAUGGUUACACAGUUUGGGCUCACAAUCUCAUUGCAAUUGCUCGUCUUCGUGGCUCUGAUCUGAAAGUGCUGGAAGUCACAGAGGAAAGCAUUGAUUUUGACCAAGGAGAGCUGGCCGACCAGGACGUGGAUCCAGUACAUAAUCUCAUUGAGCAAGUAUCUCUCGGAUUGGGUCGACCUUGGCAUGCAGUCAUGGACAUAGAGCUGCUCAGUGUCUUCACUGAGCCAACUCGUCAUUUUUACAGAGAGAUGCAAAGCUUCAGUGAAGGCAUUUAGCUCCUUAUUUACAGUUCCUGUGGUUACAUAUGCAAGUAGGGUCCUAUUAUGUUUUUUUUUUUUAUUUUCAGUAGCGUGAAUUAACCCCUUUUGUGCUGUGUUUAAUCAGUAUUAGCUAUAUAGAAUUACAUAUGUGUAUUCUACUUCUUGAUCAAAGAACGUAGUCGGGUAUUGGUUUAGAAGCUGAAAGUGGCAGUGUUUAGGGUUUUCACGGUUAAUGGACUUGUCUACCAAACCUUACAGAGAUGCAGCCAAAGGCUGUCUGAGGUUGCCGGCUAACUUUAUUUUUAUUGAGUAACUGCAUUUUGAAUUAUUUUUGCUAUUAUAUCGGAGUUCUGUGCUCAGGAGCCAGCUGUUUUUGAUAUCCAUAUCCAUAGCCCAGUGGAUUUCUAUGCUGUCAUUGUUUGCUUAAUCUGGUAGCAUGCUACUUAAUAGGCUUAAAAGGAAGAGAGGUCUAUCCAGGGCUGUUCGUCGUUAGACUCUCGCCUUGCUUCAUUUCACAUGCUGGUUCUGAAGCAUGCCCUGCUACCAAUCCCAGUUCUCCUUGGCUAUCAAGCAGUGCUGCGAAACACUCGCUUUUCAGAUACCCGUACUUGCAGAUUCACUCCAUGCUCCGUGGUGUUUCGAGUUCUUUGUGUAAACUCCUCCUAGUUUAUUCUCAUCUUCUGUCGUGUUCCUCAGAAGUUAGCUUUGGGCCAAAGUUUAAGAGAGAAAAACAAGAAAGUGCACUCCGAUGAGGUAGAAGCAUAACAGUAAAGGCUUCAGUAUAAAGGUAUACACCUGCAAACAAACAUUAGUCGUGAAAUCCCUAGCAACUAAGUCACUGGAUUUUCUCUGUCAGCGCCUGUGUCAGCUGCCAAAGAAUAGAUUAAAAACGAAGAAGUGCCCACAUGCUGGCAGGGGCAGGCCAGCUUCUGGCCAGCCAGAUACUGCUAGAUUGUAAUAUAUAAGGUCGAAUUUCGACCUGUGGUACACAGCUGUGCUGUGGCUCAGUCAGCAACCUCAGAACUCUUAACAAACAUGCACCUGUUUCACUGUGAAUAGUGAAUGUAAAGGAAGGAAAGGAAACAAAUACAAAGCUUGUUCUAUCACAGGUAUGAGCUGCUACGAUGCAUGAAGAACAUUCCAUGAAGUAUGUUUUAAAAUCUUGUUAUAUCUGAGAGGCUUUAAAAGCCGAUUUAACUGUUUCAGGGCAACCGCGGUACAGACGUGGUCUCUGUGAGACUUCCACCUGACCCCAGUUUUAAGUGGUACGAAUGUUGUGCAUUUAAUGUUUAAAGGACAGUCUGCAAUAAUAAAGUAAGUGGCCAACGUGGGUGCCCAGCAGUGCUGAGACCUGGCUGCUAUAUUGUAAGCUUUGGAAAACACAAUUUAUGCAACAGAUGUCCAGAUAUGAUUCUAUUUAUGGAAAAAGUUUAUAUGUGUUUUACAAAUGGUUUUACCAUCUUAUAUUAAAAUGACCUUUUGACAGGUGUGCGCUGUUUUGUCUCCAGUGAGCACAUACCAUGCGGAUUUUAUAUGUACAUCAGUAGAGUGAAUCCACUGGCACAGUGUGUGUAUAUGCCAGAUGUGGUGAGAUUUUAUCUUAUAAAUGUGAUCAGAUUAAAAAAUAAACUCCUGACAGAAAAUGUAAGGAAACCAGCUGAGUGUUUGAAUUGAUGACUGAUGUUGUAUGGUUUAUGUUAAAUGUAUAUUCUUUUAAUCAAUAAAUAAAGCAUUAAAAAUUGA